AGCAGCAGUCAGUGAGUCCGCAGCUUCACUUCUUUGCACUCACAUCAGUGUUCGUUACAUUUCACCUCGGGAGUGAUACAGGAUUUACUGCAACCGGCUUAUCUGAAGGCUUCGUCCGUGAGCGUUCACACAGUUUGUUUUUUUGUUUUUUUCUCCGACGGAAACUGACAAACGAAGAAAAUGCGUCUCAUCCACAACAUGACGACCAUUGCGGAGUAUCCUGCACCUGAAUACUCGGUCCCCAACCGGGCCAUUAAAAUGGCUGUGAUAGGAGGCAGCGGAGUUGGCAAAACAGCGCUCGUGGUGAGAUUCUUAACGAGGCGCUUCAUCGGAGACUACGAGAGAAAUGCUGGUAAUCUGUACUCCAGAGAAGUCCAGGUGGAUGGAGAACAAGUGACCAUCCAGGUUCAAGACACUCCUGGUGUGGAGAUGACGGAUAAUGGCAUCAGCCUACCCGAUCAUGUGACCUGCUCCAUCCAGUGGGCGGACGCCGUGGUGCUGGUGUACUCUGUGACAGACCGCCGCAGCUUCGAUCUGAUCGACCAGCUGCACCAGCAGGUCGUCCGUGCUGGCGGCGCCAAUAUGCCCCCCGUGAUCCUUCUGGCGAACAAGGCGGACCUGCUGCACCUGAGGCAGGUCGACUCCCAGCAGGGUCCUCUGCUGGCGGGGACGCUGGGCUGCUCUUUCUACGAAGUAUCAGCCAGCGAGGACUACAGCCAGGUGCACAUGGCUUUCCACCGGCUGUGUUGCCAGCUCGCCAAGCAGCCACCUCCUCCCACCUCCAACAACUCCACUGCCAGUGCUGCCACGGAGAAGAGGCGCUCGCCCCUCAUCCCCAGGCCAAAAUCGCCCAACAUGCAAGACCUGAAGCGGCGCUUCAAGCAAGCACUGUCGGCCAAAGUCAGGACUGUCACCUCUGUGUGAGAAGAUGCUGAAAGUGGUCCAGAGUGGCCACAGAGAAAGAAAGCAUUGAUGUGGAAGAGAGAACAGAAGAUUCACGCUUCUCCACUGGAGUUCUGUACCGGUCUGUGAGGGCAGGUGUGACUUAAACAGUGGUAGGCUGCCUGUUUACACAGGUAAUGACCUCUGGGUGGGCAGGUGUCUUGUCAGAUACCGUGUGAGGAGAAGGAGCCCGGAGGUUCAGGAGUGAGACCUGAGGACACAGGAGCAGCCGUGUGACGCUGACUGAACCACAGACUCUCUGCAUAUAAAGUCAAAACUAUAAACCAUCUCUCCUGGCAACAGCAGCUCUGAAGGACUCUGCAGCAUAUUUUUAGCUGCGCUGCCCUUUUGUGGCAGAGUUUUAGUCAGACUGCCACUCCACAGCACCAUCACUGCUGGUAUUAUUAGAGCAGCUUAUUGAGCCAGGGCUCUGUACAACCGUGUGUGUGUAUGUUCUCAGUCUCUUUAAUGUCAAUACCCUGCAAUGUAUUAUAUUUGCAGCAUCCUGAACCAUCAUUGUGCAUGAGACUGACGAGGCGGGUGGGGGUUGUAGAGGGGCAGCAGACACCGUAUGUAGCAUGUGGCGGUUGUUAUCACUGAUGCACUUUAUAAAAAAAAAAAAAGGAAUAAUCCAAAGGGCCUUUUUUAUUUAUAUUGUUACCAAUUCAUGUGGUGUUGACAAUAAAAUUAUUAUGAAUUUGA
Acanthopagrus latus (yellowfin seabream) is the source of this 1644-nucleotide messenger RNA. It is a transcript of the gene rasl11b, whose product is annotated as RAS-like, family 11, member B. Gene Ontology annotation, molecular function: GTP binding; GTPase activity. The record is from RefSeq and is a predicted model, not a curated record. The transcript is spliced from 4 exons. The coding region runs from base 181 to 924 and encodes 247 amino acids. Lineage: Eukaryota; Metazoa; Chordata; Actinopteri; Spariformes; Sparidae.